Molecule: messenger RNA, 3546 nt
Organism: Plenodomus lingam JN3
Lineage: Eukaryota; Fungi; Ascomycota; Dothideomycetes; Pleosporales; Leptosphaeriaceae
Source: RefSeq, a predicted model, not a curated record
AUGGCUUUCGGUCGGCUGGCUGGACGCGCACCUGCCCUCACUGCACGACUCCGCUCCAUUGCACCUUCCACUCCCUCCUCUCGCACCUUCACAGCGAGGAGUACCAGGCCACUGACUGCGCUCCGAUCGAGCCCCGAGUCGCCUGCAGCCCUCCGCCAGCUGCGCGCUUUCACACACGUCUCUCAGUCCUGGAAUAAGACGCAAGAGGCACCCAAUGCGCAAGCCUAUCUGAACAGCGGCGCCAUUUCUGGUGCACGUGAUCUUGUCGAUGUGAAGAAGGUUUUGGUCAUUGGUAGCGGUGGUCUCAGCAUUGGUCAAGCGGGAGAAUUUGACUAUUCAGAAAACUUGAAAUUGACCCAAAAGCCAGGCUCACAAGCGCUGAAGGCUCUGAAGGAAGCCGGCGUCAAGUCGGUCCUCCUCAACCCCAACAUUGCGACUAUCCAGACAUCGCACGUGCUCGCCGAUGAAAUCUACUAUCUACCUGUCACCCCCGAAUACGCCGAAUAUGUCAUCCAAAAAGAGAAGCCAGACGGCAUCUUCCUCAGCUUUGGUGGACAGACUGCGCUCAACUUGGGCGUCCAGAUGGACGCCAAGGGCAUCUUCGAAAAAUACAACGUCAAGGUGCUGGGAACAAGCGUGCAGACAUUGAAGACCAGUGAGGACCGUGAUCUGUUCGCGCGUGCUCUAGACGAGAUCAACAUCCCGAUUGCAAAGUCGAUCGCCGUAAGCACGGUGGACGAAGCGCUGGAAGCAGCGGAGAAGGUCGGAUACCCCAUCAUUGUUCGUGCGGCGUAUGCGCUCGGUGGUCUUGGUUCCGGUUUCGCCAACAACGCAGAGGAGCUCAAGAAUUUGUCGGCUCGAUCUCUGACUCUGUCGCCGCAAAUCUUGGUCGAGAAGUCGCUCAAGGGCUGGAAGGAGGCUGAAUAUGAGGUUGUGCGCGAUGCAGCGGAUAACUGCAUCACGGUCUGCAACAUGGAGAACUUUGACCCGCUGGGUGUACACACCGGUGACAGUAUCGUCGUUUCUCCCAGUCAGACCUUCAGUGACGAGGAAUACCACAUGCUCCGGUCUGCGUCCAUCAAGAUUGUCCGACACUUGGGAGUGGUGGGCGAGUGCAACGUGCAAUACUGCCUGCAACCAGACGGUCUUGACUACAGAGUCAUUGAAGUCAAUGCGCGUCUCUCUCGUUCCUCUGCAUUAGCCUCCAAGGCCACUGGAUACCCAUUGGCAUACACUGCCGCCAAGAUCGGUCUUGGACACACCCUUCCUGAACUGCCAAAUGCCGUCACCAAGACCACUACGGCCAACUUCGAGCCCAGUUUGGAUUACGUUGUGACCAAGAUGCCCCGAUGGGACCUUGCCAAGUUCCAGAACGUCAAGCGCGAUAUUGGUAGCUCCAUGAAGUCGGUUGGUGAAGUCAUGGCUAUCGGUCGUACGUUUGAGGAGUCCUUCCAGAAGGCCUGCCGACAAGUGGACCCCAAAUUCCUCGGUUUCCAGGGCGAAAAAUACGGCGAAAACCUCGACAAUGAACUUGCGAAUCCCACCGAUCGCCGAUGGCUCGCUGUCGGCCAGGCUCUAUUCCACGAAGGAUACACUGUCGACCGUGUACACGAGCUCACCAAGAUCGACAAAUGGUUCCUUCACAAGCUCCAGAACAUUGUCGAUUGCACUCACGAGCUCGAGGACAUUGGCAGUCUCUUUGGGUUGAAGAAGGAGAUCAUUCUCAAGGCCAAGAAGAUGGGAUUCUCUGACAAGCAGAUUGCAAAGGCGGUCAACAGCACCGAAGACGAGGUUCGCGCCCGCAGGAAGAGCUUCGGUAUCAGGCCCUGGGUCAAGAGGAUUGACACACUGGCUGCCGAAUUUCCAGCAAACACAAACUAUCUUUACACAACCUACAAUGCCUCAUCGCAUGAUGUCACGUUUGAUGAUCACGGUACAAUCGUUCUUGGUAGCGGUGUCUACCGUAUUGGUAGCUCUGUGGAGUUCGAUUGGUGUGCUGUCAACGCUACUCGCUCUCUGAAUGCGCUCGGCAAGAAGACUGUCAUGAUCAACUACAACCCUGAGACCUACUCGACUGACUUCGAUGUCGCUGACAAGCUGUACUUUGAAGAGUUGAGCUACGAGCGUGUCAUGGACAUCUACGAGUUGGAAACCGCAAGCGGCGUUGUCGUUUCUGUCGGUGGACAAUUGCCGCAAAACAUCGCUCUUAAGCUCCAGGAGUCUGGAAAAGCCAAGGUCCUUGGUACUAACCCUGAGGAUAUCGACAAGGCCGAAGAUCGUCACAAGUUCUCCUCCAUUCUCGACUCGAUCGGUGUGGACCAGCCUGCAUGGAAGGAGCUCACAUCUUACGAGGAGGCCAAGAGUUUUGCAAGCUCUGUUGGAUAUCCUGUCCUUGUCCGCCCAUCAUAUGUUCUCUCUGGUGCCGCCAUGACCGUCAUCCGUAGCGAAGACGAACUCAAGGAGAAGCUGCUUGCUGCCUCCUCUGUUUCCCCAGACCACCCGGUCGUCAUCACCCAAUACAUUGAUGGGGCACAGGAGAUUGAUUGCGAUGCGGUUGCUUCAAACGGCAAGGUUCUCGUACACGCGGUCAGCGAGCACAUUGAGAAUGCCGGUGUCCACUCUGGUGAUGCUACCCUUGUUCUGCCUCCUGUCAACCUGGACAAGAGGAUUCAAGAACGUGUCAAGGAGAUUGCCGACAAGGUUGCAAAGGCCUGGAACAUCACUGGUCCCUUCAACAUGCAAAUCAUCAAGGAGGAGGUCGAGGGCGCCGAGCCUAACCUGAAAGUUAUCGAGUGCAACCUUCGCGCAUCUCGCUCAUUCCCCUUUGUCAGCAAGGUUCUCGGUACCAACUUCAUCGAUGUUGCCACGAAGGCACUUGUCGGCCGCGAUGUUCCUGAACCAACCGACUUGAUGGCUGUGGAAAGACCCUACCUUGCCACCAAGGUCCCACAGUUCUCAUGGACCAGGUUAGCUGGUGCUGACCCUUACCUUGGCGUCGAGAUGGCGUCGACUGGUGAGAUGGCCUGCUUCGGAAAGGAUCUUGUCGAGGCAUACUGGGCAUCAGCCCAAUCGCAAAUGAACUUCCGUCUGCCACAACCUGGUGAGGGUCUGCUUUUCGGAGGUGACACCACCGCGAACUCGCUCCACUCCACGUCCCUUGUUCAGAUCGCCAAGUACAUCCACUUCCUUGGUUACAAGUUCUUUGCUGCCAACCAGGACGUCAAGACACUGCUUGAGAAGAAUGUGGAAGGUCUCAAAGUUGAUGUGAUUGAAUUCCCCAAGGAGGACAAGAGAAAGCUGCGCGAGGUGUUUGAGAAGAACGACAUCCGUGGAUGUUUCAACCUUGCCAAGUACAGGGCGAACGGCCUGCUUGACGAGGACUACGUCAUGAGAAGGAACGCUGUCGACUUUGGCGUGCCGUUAUUCAUGGAGCCCAAGACCGCCGUCCUCUUUGCUCAGUGCAUGAGCGAGAAGCUGCCCAAGAAGGAGGGUAUCCCUAGCGAGGUUAGAUCAUGGAGCGACUUCGUCGGCGGCCGCCCAUUGUAG